This is a messenger RNA of Meloidogyne enterolobii, 414 nucleotides long. The record is from the annotation of a GenBank genome assembly. Lineage: Eukaryota; Metazoa; Nematoda; Chromadorea; Rhabditida; Meloidogynidae.
AUGAAGAAGCUAAAAUUCUUUGGAAUUUUUCUUUUAUUCAUUUUAUUUGUGUAUUGUGUUCCCAAAGUUGAGGGAAAUACCGACGAUGAAACUGAGGUGAAUGAGGAAAAUAGCCAAGUUGAGGGAAAUACCGAUGACGAACCUGAGGCGAAUCAGGUAAUUAAUGAAGCUGGGGAAGGAUCGGGAACUCAAGAGGGAGGAAAUAAUCGGAAAUGGAAAAGUGCAACAAAUAGAAGAACUGUAAAGCGUCGCGAGAGGAAGCAAAAAUUAAAAGAAGCAAUUACGGCCAGUCAAGGAGGUAAAACUCAUUUUCUUCGAAUAAUUUUGUUUAAGAAUUUAAAUAUUUGGGGUUUCAAAAGAGCGGAUUUUCCGUAUUUUCCGUAUGUUGUAUAUAUGGGGGUCAGUGUGAUUUGA